Molecule: messenger RNA, 3643 nt
Organism: Lemur catta (Ring-tailed lemur)
Lineage: Eukaryota; Metazoa; Chordata; Mammalia; Primates; Lemuridae
Gene: AP3B2
Product: adaptor related protein complex 3 subunit beta 2
Exons: 27
Coding region: 58-3372 (1104 amino acids)
Biological process (GO): vesicle-mediated transport; anterograde synaptic vesicle transport; intracellular protein transport
Cellular component (GO): membrane coat; AP-3 adaptor complex
Source: RefSeq, a predicted model, not a curated record
CCCCCGCCGCCCGUCCACCGCCCCCGAAGCCCGUCCGCGGCCCCCGCCCAGGCCCCCAUGUCGGCCGCGCCCGCCUACAGCGAAGACAAGGGCGGCUCUGCCGGCCCCGGGGAGCCCGAGUACGGCCACGACCCCGCGAGCGGCGGCAUCUUCUCCUCCGACUACAAGCGGCAUGACGACCUGAAGGAGAUGCUGGACACCAACAAGGACUCCCUCAAGCUGGAGGCCAUGAAGAGGAUUGUGGCGAUGAUCGCCCGAGGGAAGAAUGCGUCAGACCUGUUUCCUGCCGUGGUGAAGAACGUGGCCUGUAAGAACAUAGAGGUGAAGAAGCUCGUGUACGUGUACCUGGUGCGCUACGCCGAGGAGCAGCAAGACCUGGCCCUGCUGUCCAUCUCCACCUUCCAACGUGGCCUAAAGGACCCCAACCAGCUGAUUCGUGCCAGUGCCCUCCGCGUCCUCUCUAGCAUCCGCGUGCCCAUCAUAGUGCCCAUCAUGAUGCUAGCCAUCAAGGAAGCCGCCUCGGACAUGUCACCCUAUGUGCGGAAAACAGCUGCCCAUGCCAUCCCUAAACUCUACAGUUUGGACUCUGACCAGAAGGACCAGCUGAUAGAAGUCAUUGAGAAGCUUCUGGCGGACAAGACCACGCUGGUGGCGGGCAGUGUGGUGAUGGCCUUCGAGGAGGUUUGCCCAGAGCGCAUCGAUCUGAUACACAAAAACUACCGGAAACUGUGCAACCUGCUCAUCGACGUGGAGGAGUGGGGCCAGGUGGUCAUCAUCAGCAUGCUCACGCGCUACGCCCGCACGCAGUUCCUGAGCCCCACCCAGAACGAAUCCCUGCUGGAGGAGAACCCGGAGAAAGCCUUCUACGGCUCGGAGGAGGACGAGGCCAAGGGUGCGGGGUCGGAGGACGCGCCGGCCUCGACCCUGCCCACCCGGAAGCCCUACGUCAUGGACCCGGACCACCGGCUGCUGCUGCGCAACACGAAGCCGCUGCUGCAGAGCCGCAGCGCCGCCGUGGUCAUGGCGGUGGCGCAGCUCUACUUCCACCUGGCGCCCAAGGCGGAGGUGGGCGUCAUCGCCAAGGCGCUCGUGCGCCUGCUGCGCAGCCACAGUGAGGUGCAGUAUGUCGUGCUGCAGAACGUGGCCACCAUGUCCAUCAAGCGCCGGGGUAUGUUUGAGCCCUACCUGAAGAGCUUCUACAUCAGGUCCACCGACCCCACCCAGAUCAAGAUCCUGAAGCUGGAGGUGCUGACCAACCUGGCCAAUGAGACCAACAUUCCUACUGUCCUCCGGGAAUUCCAGACCUACAUUCGAAGCAUGGACAAGGACUUUGUGGCAGCCACAAUCCAGGCCAUUGGACGCUGUGCAACUAACAUCGGCCGAGUCCGUGACACCUGCCUCAAUGGCCUGGUGCAGCUGCUGUCCAACCGCGAUGAGCUUGUGGUCGCAGAGUCAGUGGUUGUCAUUAAGAAGCUGCUGCAGAUGCAGCCGGCACAACAUGGAGAGAUCAUCAAACACUUGGCAAAGCUCACAGACAACAUCCAGGUGCCCAUGGCCCGAGCCAGCAUCCUGUGGCUCAUUGGGGAAUACUGUGAGCAUGUCCCUAGGAUUGCACCUGAUGUCCUGAGAAAAAUGGCCAAGUCAUUCACAGCAGAAGAGGAUAUUGUCAAGCUGCAGAUCAUCAACCUAGCAGCCAAGCUCUACCUGACCAACUCCAAACAGACCAAGCUGCUGACCCAGUAUGUGCUGAGUCUGGCCAAGUACGACCAGAACUACGAUAUCCGCGACCGAGCACGCUUCACCCGGCAGCUCAUUGUCCCUUCGGAGCAGGGCGGGGCCCUCAGCCGCCAUGCCAAGAAGCUCUUCCUGGCACCCAAACCAGCCCCAGUCUUGGAGUCAUCCUUCAAAGACCGGGACCACUUCCAGCUGGGCUCGCUGUCCCACUUGCUCAAUGCCAAGGCCACAGGCUACCAGGAGCUCCCGGACUGGCCAGAGGAAGCCCCAGACCCAUCCGUGCGCAACGUGGAGGAAGAAGAUCUCUCCCUUAUUGAGACCCACGUGGGCCUGCUGGGCGAACACACUGAGGUACCCGAGUGGACCAAGUGCUCAAGUCGGGAGAAGAGGAAGGAGAAGGAAAAACCCUUCUACUCAGACUCUGAGGGGGAGUCAGGCCCCACGGAGUCUGCAGACAGCGAACCCGAGUCUGACAGUGAGUCGGACAGUAAGAGCAGCAGCGACAGCGGCUCUGGGGAGUCGAGCAGUGAGUCUGACAAUGAAGAUGAGGAUGAGGAUGAGGAGAAAGGGAGAGGCAGCGAGAGCGAACAGAGUGAGGAGGAAGGUGAAAAGAGGAAGACGAAGAAGAGGAAGAAGGUGCCAGAGGGACAAGGAGAAGGCUCGUCCUCAGAUGAGGGCAGCGAUUCCAGCAGUAGCUCGUCAGAGUCGGAGAUGACGUCGGAGUCUGAGGACGAGCAGGUGGAGCCUGCCUCCCGGAGGGGGAAAGCACCUCCCAGCAGCAAAAGUGCCCCUGCAGCCAAGGAGAUCUCCCUGCUUGAUCUAGAGGACUUCACCCCUCCCAGUGUCCAGCCUGUGUCUCCCCCCACGGUUGUGUCCAGCAGUCUGGCUGCUGACCUGGAGGGCCUGACGCUCACAGACUCUUCUCUGGUGCCCUCGCUGCUGAGUCCAGUGUCGAGUGCUGGGCGGCAGGAGCUGUUGCACCGCGUAGCGGGCGAGGGGCUGGCUGUGGACUAUGCCUUCAGCCGCCAGCCUUUCUCCGGGGACCCCCACAUGGUGUCUGUGCACAUCUACUUCUCCAACAACUCUGAUACCCCCAUCAAGGGCCUGCACAUGGGCACCCCCAAACUGCCUGCUGGCAUCAGCAUCCAGGAAUUUCCGGAAAUCGAGUCCCUGGCACCUGGAGAAGCUGCCACUGCUGUAAUGGGCAUUAAUUUCUGUGACUCAACCCAGGCAGCCAACUUCCAGCUGUGCACCCAGAACCGACAGUUCUACGUCUCCAUUCAGCCGCCGGUGGGGGAGCUGAUGGCCCCCGUGUUCAUGAGUGAGAACGAGUUCAAGAAGGAGCAGGGAAAGCUGAUGGGCAUGAACGAGAUCACAGAGAAGCUCACACUUCCAGACACCUGUCGGAGUGACCACAUCGUGGUACAGAAAGUGACUGCCACUGCCAACCUGGGCCGUGUCCCUUGUGGGACAUCCAAUGAGUACAGGUUUGCAGGGCGGACGCUGACCAGCGGGAGUCUGGUCCUGCUGACCCUGGACGCCCGGCCAGCUGGAGCUGCCCAGCUGACCGUCAACAGUGAGAAAAUGGUGAUUGGCACCAUGCUGGUGAAGGAUGUGACACAGGCUCUGACCCAGUGACUCCCAAGUGCUGCGACCUCUUUGGCUCCCACCCCUGCCUCCCCCAUGACAUCUGGGCUAUCAGUCCCUCUCACUUAUCUCUCUCUCUCUCAUCAGCCUGCUCAUGCCAGAUAGCAUCCAGGGGUCCUCCCUCCCUCCCUCUGGUCAUUGCCAGGCCCCUCCCCAUGAGUUCCUUGGUGACCUGUGCAGAGGGAGAUGGCAGCUGCUCCCUUCAGACCUCCCAGCUUUCUGCAGCUAUUCACGUAGCAAAGCCUCAAUAAAAUGCCUUCUC